AUGUCCGAAAAGUUGGAACCAAUGGGUGGUAAACUGGGAGAAGCAUUCGACGAUGGUGUUUUUGACGGUGUUAGGAAAAUAUUUGUAGGAGAAGACAAAGACAAUGAGUGUGUAUCAUAUAUCAAGAUCGAGUACGAAAAGGACGGCAAAUUUGAAACUCGUGAACACGGAACGCUUCGUGGGGAAUUAAAACAGUAUGCGGUGGAAUAUCCGAAUGAAUACAUCAUAUCCGUUGGUGGAAGCUACGAUGAUGUUAGUAGCUAUGAUACGGUGGUGAUCAAAUCGUUAAUCUUUAGAAGCUCUUGGGGAAAAACUUCUCCUAUACUCGGUGCGACAAAUUUCUUUGGAUACCUAACCGGGAAAGAAUUCAGGAUCGAGGGUAAAACUGGAGGGAAGCUUCUUGGAUUACAUGGACGCUUUGAUAAGGCUCUUAAUGCCAUUGGACCUUACUUCAACGCUGUGGAUCCUUCUCUUAAGCAGUUUAACCUUAAAGGUGGGGAUGGAGGGGGUUCUUGGGACGAUGGUGCUUACGAUGGUGUUAGAAAAAUACUCGUUGGAGUAGGUGAUGACUAUGUGAGUUAUGUUAGUUUUGAGUAUGCAAAAGGUGAAGGAACGAUGACACAUGAUCAUGGGACGAGAAAAGAUACACCAAAAGAGUUUGUGGUGGAUUAUCCUAACGAACAUGUUACGUUAGUGGAGGGAACCACCGAUCGCUACCUUACGUCGCUUCUCUUUAAGACAUCAAAAGGAAGAACCUCCCCUGCUUUUGGAAAAGUGGCUGGUAGUAAAUUUGCGUUCGAGGAAAAAGAUUUCAAGCUUGUCGGGUUUCGUGGUAAUUCCGGUAAAUAUGUCGAUGGUCUUGGUGCAUAUUUUGGCCCUAUUCCAGCUCCUACUCCCUCUUUCACAAAGAUGGGACCGCUCGGUGGCAGCAAGGGAAACACAUUCGACGAUGGUGUUUUCGACGGUGUGAAGAAAGUAACGGUGGGAGCAGAUGAAUACAGUGUGACUUAUAUCAAGAUCGAAUACGAAAAGGACGGGAAAGUGGAGACCCGUGAACACGGGACGGCUCGCGGGGAGCUAAAAGAGUUUUCGGUGGACUAUCCGAAUGAAAACAUCACAGCCGUUGGUGGAAGCUCCGACCAUAUUUUCACUUAUGAUACAACACUUAUCUCAUCGCUCUAUUUCACACUCUCCAAUGGAAGAAACUCUCCAAAAUUCGGUGAGACGAGUGGAACAGAUUUCACUUUUAAAGGUGAAAAUGGAGCAAAGCUUAUUGGAUUCCAUGGACGUGGUGGUAAUGCUAUUGAUGCCAUUGGGGCUUACUUCGGAGCCGGUUCUGGUUGA
Microthlaspi erraticum is the source of this 1344-nucleotide messenger RNA. The record is from the annotation of a GenBank genome assembly. NCBI's taxonomy places the organism in Eukaryota, Viridiplantae, Streptophyta, Magnoliopsida, Brassicales, Brassicaceae.